AUGAGGACAACAGGAGAGCUGCACAGCCACUUGAUGAUGAUCCAGACGUAUCUCCGCUGCACAGAGGACGUUGACGCCCAGUCGGUCCGCCCCAUCCGCGUGCAAUUUGACGCCACGGCCGCGAGCUUUACCGCGUACCUUACCAAGUACCACACAAAGCACUUGGCGUCUCGCUUGGUCCACCUUCGAGCGAUCUGCAAGGAAAAGCGGCGCAUCGCUGACGCCAUCGAGCGCAUACACGCACUGAUUCACGCGCCCAGUGCAACAGCACUUGGGACCUUUCGGACGAAAUCGAUCGCCAGACGCGCGUGUUCGCCCGGCACGCCAACGUCACGUUUGACAAAGCACGACACGACGUAUACCUACGACAGCACUUCGGACACGAGUUCGUUCCACGACGACGAGAUCGGUAACGACGACCGCUUGUCAAACGACGACGACGACCACUUGUCGCACGACGAUACAGUAGGACCCGUGAGCCAUAAUUGCCUGACGUCGCUCGAGGUCGAGAAAAAGGACCGCGUGGCAUGUGCUGUGUGGGCGGAUCCGUGGGACGCGACGCUGCGCGACGUUUGGAUCCCUCGCGAACAAGUGGUUCUGGACGCGUUUGUCACGCGGGGGGCCUACGGCGAAGUCUACCGUGGCACGUACAAGGGACAGACUGUUGCCGUAAAGACAAUGAGUGACAUGGACCGGUCGUUGCAAGAGAUCCAAAUGGCCGUCCAGCUCCGCCACCCGAACAUUGUCCACUGCAUUGGCGUCGCGUGGAACUACCAGCGCGACAUGUGCUGCUGCGUCAUGGAGUUCAUGGCCGGCGGCGACUUGCGCACGCUGCUCGAUCACUACUCGCACGACAGCGUACAGUACGCACUGGGCUUUGACUUUCAAAAGCUCCUGAUCGCCUACCAAGUGGUACGGGCGCUUGUUUACAUGCACUCGCGAGCGGCGACCGUCAUCCAUCGCGACCUCAAGUCCAAGAACAUUCUGCUCACGCGCGACUUGGACGCCAAAGUGACGGACUUUGGCCUCUCGCGACGGUGUGCAGUGGUCGGCCCCAUGACGGCCAACGUCGGCACUUCGCUGUGGAUGGCGCCCGAAGUGAUGCUCGGGAAGCCCUACAACGAGACGGCCGACAUGUUUUCCUUUGGUGUGGUCCUCUCGGAACUGUCACUGCACGCGCUGCCGUACGCCGCCCAUAGCCAAGUCGAGGCGGGUGGAAAUUCCCACUUGGUGAUUCUCCGCCGCGUCGCCACGGGCGACUUGUGCGUGGACUUUGCCGAGGCGGGUCCGCCGGCCGUGGUCCAAUUGGGUCGGGCCUGUGUUUCGAUGGACGUCACGGAGCGGCCGACAGCCGUGGAAGCUAUGCGCGUGCUCCAUGCGGCGCUCGUCGAGGAUGCACGGAUGGAGGUUAUGAAGACAUGCAGUGGAUAA
This is a messenger RNA of Hyaloperonospora brassicae, 1431 nucleotides long. Lineage: Eukaryota; Oomycota; Peronosporomycetes; Peronosporales; Peronosporaceae. The record is from the annotation of a GenBank genome assembly.